AUGUCCAAAUCUCCCCUGGAAGUUAAAUGGUAUCGCAAUGGUGAGCUUCUCAAUAAAGAUGCUUUUGGCCAUCGAUUUCGAGAGAAUAAGAAGCAUAUGACGCUUGACAUCAAAGCUGUAGAAGUUUCCGAUCAAGGUUUAUGGACAUGUAAAGUAAGCAAUCAUUUGGGAAAGGUCGACCGCAAUUUUACAGUUGAGAUCAUAGGUUGGUUGUUGUUAGCACGCUUGCUUGAGCAUGUUCUUCUGUAUUCUGACUAUUUGUUUGGUGAGAAAAUUCUGAAGCGUUUGCAUGCAAAAAUUUAGAU
This is a messenger RNA of Cylicostephanus goldi, 305 nucleotides long. The record is from the annotation of a GenBank genome assembly. Lineage: Eukaryota; Metazoa; Nematoda; Chromadorea; Rhabditida; Strongylidae.